Grammomys surdaster is the source of this 756-nucleotide messenger RNA. It is a transcript of the gene Fgf23, whose product is annotated as fibroblast growth factor 23. Gene Ontology annotation, cellular component: cytoplasm. Gene Ontology annotation, molecular function: growth factor activity; type 1 fibroblast growth factor receptor binding. The coding region runs from base 1 to 756 and encodes 251 amino acids. Lineage: Eukaryota; Metazoa; Chordata; Mammalia; Rodentia; Muridae. Gene Ontology annotation, biological process: positive regulation of gene expression; animal organ morphogenesis; positive regulation of protein phosphorylation. The transcript has 3 exons. The record is from RefSeq and is a predicted model, not a curated record.
AUGCUGGGGACCUGCCUCAGACUUCUGGUGGGCGCUCUGUGCACUGUCUGGAGCUUGGGCACUGCCAGUGCCUAUCCAGACACUUCCCCACUGCUUGGCUCCAACUGGGGAAGCCUGACCCACCUGUACACAGCUACAGCCAGGACCAGCUAUCAUCUACAGAUCCACAGAGAUGGCCAUGUAGAUGGCACCCCUCAUCAGACCAUCUACAGUGCCCUGAUGAUUACGUCAGAUGAUGCUGGCUCCGUGGUGAUAACAGGAGCCAUGACUAGAAGGUUCCUUUGUAUGGAUCUCCGCGGCAACAUUUUUGGAUCGUAUCACUUCAGCCCAGAGAACUGCAGGUUCCGCCAGUGGACGCUGGAGAACGGUUAUGACGUCUACCUGUCGCCGAAGCAUCACUACCUGGUGAGCCUGGGCCGCGUCAAGCGCGUCUUCCAGCCCGGCACCAACCCACCGCCCUUCUCGCAGUUCCUGGCGCGCAGGAACGAGGUCCCGCUGCUGCACUUCUACACCGCGCGCCCAAGGCGCCACACGCGCAGCGCCGAGGACCCGCCCGAGCGCGACCCGCUGAACGUGCUCAAGCCGCGGCCCCGCGCCACGCCGGUGCCGGUCUCUUGCUCGCGUGAGCUGCCGAGCGCAGAGGAAGGUGGCCUGGCGGCCAGCGACCCCCUGGGGGUGCUGCGCAGAGGCCGUGGAGAUGUUCGCGGGGGUGCGGGAGGCGCGGAUCGGUGUCGCCCCUUUCCCAGGUUUGCCUAG